GCGGGCGGCCCCGGGACCAGCGGCGGUAGCGGCGGCGGCGGCGGCGUGGUGGUCGGGGUGGCCGAGGUGAGAAACUGGCGGUGCUGCUGCUUCGGCAGCACCUGUUGGUGCCGGAGCCUCGUGCUGGUGUGCGUGCUGGCCGCCCUGUGCUUCGCUUCCCUGGCCCUGGUCCGCCGCUAUCUGCAGCACCUCCUGCUCUGGGUGGAGAGCCUCGACUCGCUGCUCGGGGUCCUGCUCUUCGUCGUGGGCUUCAUCGUGGUCUCCUUCCCCUGCGGCUGGGGCUACAUCGUGCUCAAUGUGGCGGCCGGCUACCUGUACGGCUUCGUGCUAGGCAUGGGGCUCAUGGUGGUGGGCGUCCUCAUCGGCACCUUCAUCGCUCAUGUGGUUUGCAAGAGGCUGCUCACCGCCUGGGUGGCCGCCAGGAUCCAGAGCAGCGACAAGCUGAGCGCCGUUAUCCGCGUCGUGGAGGGAGGAAGCGGCCUGAAGGUGGUGGCGCUGGCCCGGUUGACUCCCAUACCUUUUGGGCUUCAGAAUGCAGUGUUUUCGAUUGCUGAUCUUUCCUUACCCAACUAUCUGAUGGCGUCUUCACUUGGACUGCUUCCAACUCAGCUUCUAAACUCGUACCUGGGCACCACCCUGCGGACAAUGGAAGAUGUCAUUGCAGAACAAAGUGUUAGUGGAUAUUUUGUCUUUUGUUUACAGAUUGUUAUAAGCAUAGGCCUCAUGUUUUAUGUGGUCCAUCGAGCUCAAGUGGAACUGAACGCAGCUAUCGUAGCUUGUGAGAUGGAACUGAAAACCUCUCUGGUUAAAAGCAGUCAGCCCGAUGUUAGUGGCUCUUCCUUCUACAGCAAGAGGACACUCACGUUUUCUGGAGGUGGAAUCAAUGUUGUAUGAGUCUUACAAACUGUGGUUGUCAAGAGCUAGUGUGCUGUCCAGGCCUAGCGGUCACGUCCCUAGUGCGGGCACAGUGCUGCUUGCUCAUUGUGGCACAAACAAAACUGACUAGUUUUUAAAUUGCACAAUUUUCUAAAAGCAAGAAUCAUUUUCUGGGUCUGUCAAUGUAAAAGCCGCUCCGGCUGCCCCUCGUUAGGCCUGUAAUGCCUAUAGUGUGCACUUUAGUGUUGUCGAAUUGCGUUAUUGCUGGGACUUAGGGACAGAAAUAACCCAGAUAGUUCUUUCUGUUUAGUAUCUUUAUUUAUAAAGCCCAUGGAUAGUUUUCUGCAUCCGUCUUCAAAGGAGUAAAGUCUGCAGUCCUGCACGGAUCAUUGCUGGAUGCUCUUGGCUUAGGUGGUCUUUCCAGAAGGAGGAAACUGAUGUUUCUGUUUUUGUUUUAUUUCUGUUGUUGUUUUAAGCAGGACAACUUUACUUCAUUUUCUUUGCUUAUGAGAAAAUAAGUGUAUUUCAGUUGAAUGUAUAUUAUCAAGCAUUAUAUCAUUGUGGGUCUUUACACCUUUUCAUAUAAGCUUAAAUCCUACAUUGUGGGACUGAAGUGCUCUUAAGAUUCCUUUUUGUUUCCACUAUGUUAUAUGCAAAGCAAAAGGGAACUGAUUUAGUGGGUGGUGGCUCGAAAGGAGAACCCACAUGCUUAUUUCUUUAUGUUUCUGAUUUAGUGGGUGGUGGCUCGAAAGGAGAACCCACAUGCUUAUUUCUUUAUGUUUCUGAUUUAGUGGUGGUGGCUCGAAAGGAGAACCCACAUGCUUAUUUCUUUAUGUUGUUCUCACCUGUUAGACCUCAUCAAAGGGCUGUGUGAUUAGCACUCUUACUAAACCGUUUUCCCUUUUUAUAUUAACAAUUAGGCUUUGAAAUAAAAAUUAUCCCUACAAAAUGAUGGGCUUACCAUCUCUGAAGUUGUUGUUCUGGUGGCCUUGUUUAGUCAAAACGCCUUGUUAGAAAGAAACAAGCUUUAAAAUCAUGUAUAUAGUUCCAUUAAAGUUCUUAUGUAUUUGUCCCCAUAGUCUUCAGCUUUAAAACUAUAAACAUAAUUUUAUCACAAUGCCCAUGUUUGUGUUCUCUGGUGCAUUAUUGCUGUUUGAUUUGGGGCUUUGGUAUUCCUUUUCCCUGAUACGACUCAGGAAUUCUGAAAUGUGAAAUUGUCUGUUCUUUUUCUCGUAGCAUGUGUGUUUACUGACAGCACUUAGGACUGUGGAACACAACAAUCCACCAUGGAUUCCUACGGCGUACAUUCGCUGUUCAGCCUCAUUUGACAAUAGUUUAAUUGUGAACUCAACCGUUGGUUGAUUUGGUUACGAAUGAGAUUGUAGAGAUACAGGAAUAUUUUCUGUUAAGUAUUUCAUUUUUCUGACUUUUCCAGCUCUCAGAGCUCUCUCCUCUGCCUUUUCUUUGCAGUAAAACCUUUGCCAUGUUUUCUGCUGACCUACAGAGUAAUCCUUUGUAAGCAGAUUUUUGUAGUCUUAUGCUAGAGACGAAUUUGAUCAUGUUGAUGUACAAGAUUUUACCCUAUUCAAGUUGUUUUCUCCCCUUACUUAUGCCUCUGAGGAGCGAGUGGCCUUGUUGGGAAGCACUGGUCUACGGCUCGCGACUGGUAGAAAAAUAACUGUAUACUUUGAGUCCCCGUUGCCUAUUUUGGUUUUAAAUUUUGUUUUAGUUUGACCAUCCCAGUAAAGAAAAUAUUUAAUUUAUUCUUUUAGGGAAGACUUAGCAACAUUGUGUUUACCAUUAGUUAUUUUUGUGUUAGAGGAAUCUUUGUUUAAGAUCGCUGUUUCCAUACUGUGUUACUGUUCAUGUAUUUUGAAGUGCAUUCUAUUGACUUAGCGUCUGUGACUUGAACAACUUCACCAAAUGAGUGUCCUUUGGUAAUGAGUUCUUCCAGAUGUUAACACUUUCCUUGGACUUUGUAUUAAAUAUGUAAAGGUUAAAAAUACUUUUCUGUAUUCUGCCAAUCAUAACUUUAUAUAAUAAAUCAUCAACUUUUAUAAUA
Microtus ochrogaster (prairie vole) is the source of this 2938-nucleotide messenger RNA. RefSeq names its product transmembrane protein 64 (gene Tmem64). Lineage: Eukaryota; Metazoa; Chordata; Mammalia; Rodentia; Cricetidae. Gene Ontology annotation, biological process: positive regulation of bone resorption; regulation of cytosolic calcium ion concentration; positive regulation of osteoclast differentiation. The record is from RefSeq and is a predicted model, not a curated record. Gene Ontology annotation, cellular component: endoplasmic reticulum.